Molecule: messenger RNA, 2727 nt
Organism: Lodderomyces theae
Lineage: Eukaryota; Fungi; Ascomycota; Pichiomycetes; Serinales; Debaryomycetaceae
Product: guanine nucleotide exchange factor
Exons: 1
Coding region: 1-2727 (908 amino acids)
Biological process (GO): vesicle-mediated transport
Cellular component (GO): cytosol; endocytic vesicle
Molecular function (GO): guanyl-nucleotide exchange factor activity; ubiquitin binding; small GTPase binding
Source: RefSeq, a predicted model, not a curated record
AUGUCUUUCAACAACCUUGCAUUCAAUGUGUCCAAAUCCACUCCCACAACUUCAACUAGCAACACAAAUACCACGUUUUCCAAGGCAACCAUCUCAUCACCCAAGGAAAACUCGACCGAAUCGCCUACCAUGCAGUCUUCCUCUUUGGCCGGCAGUAAGAAAGAUUUUGCGGGACUUCCGGCACUGGCAGCAGACACAAGAUUCAGUCAUCAGAAAUUGCCAUUUGCAAAGCACCUGCAUUCGCAACCCACAACGGCUCACAGUGAAAUAGAGAAUCACAAUGUUGACAACUUGCCAUUUAAAGGGUCCCCAUCGAGCUCGAAAUUAGGUCUUAGUCCCACACUUACAGCACCAGCUGUGGUCACAAUAGAUAAUAAGACGAAAGAUGUUCAAACGACGGGAAAUUCUAAAACUGACUUGAUUGGGUUAUUUGACAAAUUCGACAUCAAAGCUGAGCGAGGUAUCCAUACGAGUGAGACAAGUGAAUCUAAGACGUCCGAAGAUUUGAUUAGCUUAGGCGGAGGAGAGGCUACCUUAGAGAAGCGGACUAUUGAAGAAGAGCCUGAAAGUACCGAACACAAACUUGAGAAGAUGGAGCUGGCGGAUGAAGGUGACACUACUAAAGACUCAUCUUUUAUAACUGAAAAGCCGAAGUUCACGGUGGAAAAGAUAAACAAUACAGCGCAUUUACUCAUGACUAUACAACCUUAUAGCCCACCGGAUGAGUCAUCACUGUCAACCAUUGAGAAAGAGAUAGAGGACCAACAGCAAGUACCAGAGAGAACUGAGCUGUCGAGUAGAAUGAUGGACCCUAAGCCCACCGCAAAAGAAGCAGACGGCCAAAGUGAUGUGAACGACAUAGAUGAAGCGCAUGUUCAACUGAAGCAAAGUAGCGACGUUGGUGAGGACAGAUUUGCUCGUGAGGAUCAUUCCUUGGGACUGACAACACCCACUACAGAACAUGAAAAUAGCCAGCUUGAGCUUGAUGUUGACUCUCGAGACAGUCAAUCAACCCAUUAUGAAGAGAGGAAUCUUAAUAACGAUAAGCCAGUUAAUGAAUCUGUUCUGGUUUCAUCCUCUACGUCGCAGGUACCAUCGCUCAUCACGUCGCCAUCAAAGACACCUUUAGGAGACAUAACUGGAAACGAAACUGAGUAUAAGGGGAUAGACGACAUCAAAAUCGACACUAAAGACCUCGAGUCAUCUCGACCUGAAAGUCCUGUUGGAAAAACUCACUUGAAUAUAAAAUACAAGGUGAACCCUACAGAACAACACCAGGAGUCUCACAAGGCAUUUGAUUUUCAAACGUUUUUGCUUCAAAUACGGAAAAAGUCGGCGGAUCCCAUCGUUCGAUACUUGAGAUCUUUUCUUGGAUCUUAUAUUAAGCAAGUGAAUACAUUCUCUGCUGAGCAGAGGAUCUCCAUAAUAGAGGAUUUCAAAAGCUUCAUCAAUGAAAAGUUUAAGCUCUAUGAACCAUUUGCGUCAAUGGACAAUAUAGACUUGGAGAACUCGCGCGAAGGUUUGGAGAAGCUAUUGAUGAAUCGACUCUAUGAUUUAUGUUUUCCUCCUGAAGUUUUGAAAAAUGUGUCUCCCAUAUAUAUUCCGGGCCCGUACACUGACGAUUUGAUUCAGGACAAGAAUUUUUCGUUGCAGUUGGAAAAAUACAGCUGGAUAAAUGGCUUACAUUUCGAUAUCGACAUGACUCAUUUGAGCUCAGUGAGCUUGAAAGAUGGACAAGACUUUUUGGACUAUGCGACUACAGAAUUGAACAAAAUCAACAAUUACCGUGCUCCUAGGGAUAAAAUCAUUUGUAUUUUGAAUUCUUGCAAGAUCAUCUUUAGUUAUUUGAAAAUAAGUCAUAAAGAGACCAAUGCGGACUCAUUCAUUCCGUUAUUGAUCCUAGUCAUUAUAAAGGCAAAAACAGAACAUUUGAUUAGCAACAUUCAUUACAUCCAAAGCUUUAGAAGCAAGGAAUGGCUUUCGCACGGGGAAACGAGCUACUACCUUUCUUCUAUAGAGGGUGCUAUCAGCUUCAUUCAAAACAUGACCAAAGAUGAUUUAACAAUCACCCAAGAAGAGUACGAUGCACAUAUGGAAGCAUGGGAAGCUCAGAAUAAGCUCAAGGAAAAACAAGAGAGGGAAGAAUUGGAAAGACUUCAACAGAUUGAAUUGAAGCGUCAAGAAUUGCUACGUCAGCGUGAAGAACCUGAACGAAAACCACCCACUCCGAAACGUAAACUUUCACAACCUCAGCCGCACCGUGCCCAGUCGGGAUCUUUGGAGGUUGAUGAAACAUUGCAAGUUGGCACUAACUUGUCUCCUUCAAAUGUUAUAUUCUCGAGUGCUGAAAUGUUGACCAAAUCGAUCUCUCAGUUUUUAUCACCACUGCCACAACAAGACGCUAACAACAAAUCAAACCUUCUGGACAGAGGAAGCGACAAUAGACCACUUGUUAGCUCCCCUCCUCCUCCUGCAUUACCACCCAGGAAAUCGCUGCGCUCUUUGUCUCGUGCGGUGACAGCUGGGGAUCACGACAAUAGCCAGUACCAGCCUGAAGCUCCCACUGAAGACGAGAUUGACUCGGAGCAGAUGAAGGCGGCGUAUGACAUUCUCAAGGACGUUUUCCCGACUUUGGACACUAAUAUUUUGAAGGACAUAAUCUUUCUACACAAAGGUGACGUUGAAGUGUGUAUUGAUGCUUGCCUUCCAUUGGUAGAAGAUGAAUAG